Molecule: messenger RNA, 3339 nt
Organism: Rhizopus microsporus ATCC 52813
Lineage: Eukaryota; Fungi; Mucoromycota; Mucoromycetes; Mucorales; Rhizopodaceae
Exons: 6
Coding region: 1-3339 (1112 amino acids)
Cellular component (GO): cell periphery; cell septum
Molecular function (GO): chitin synthase activity
Source: RefSeq, a predicted model, not a curated record
AUGAGUCAACAGGAUAAUCCAAAGACAACAGCGUCCUCAACAGAUAACGCUCCGAAAGCUUUAGAAGAGCAAUUGACUCGGAUGUAUGAGUCAUUCAGCGAUUUUAAUGACGCCACAAACCUCACUAGUACACCACUGCAAUCUUCCAACGACAAUGAGCGACAAGAGAACCCUACGACAGCAAGAUCCGAAAAAUUCUCCGAGUCUGCAGAUAUCAAAACAACUGGAAUACAAAGACUUGAAGAUCUUCAAAGAGCACGUUAUUUGAACAAAAAAGAUACCGAUUUAGAAAAGAAUAAGCAACAAGAAGAAUCAAAAGCAACGAUAAAGAAAAAACGCCCAUCAUGUUGGGUCACCACAACGUGGGUUCUGACCUGCUGGACUCCACCUGUCCUGUUGAAAGCAUGUGGUAUAAAGGAUAAAGGCAUGCAGCAAAUCUGGCGUGAGAAGGUUUCGUUAGUCAUGAUCAUCGUCUUUCUCUGUGCCUUUGUCGGAUUUUUAACGUUUGGUUUUAAUGCUACUGUCUGUGGUAUAACCCCAAAUAGAAUCCGUCCUACUGGCGUUGAAGAGAGUCAUAUUGUUAUCUCAGGAAGAGCAUUUGAUUUGAAAACAUUUAGACAUCCAAGUCCCGUACCAGGUAUGCCGCAAAGUGGUGAUCUUCAAGAGUUAGGUAUCGGAGGAAGAGACUUGUCAUUUUUAUUCCAAACUGUAAAUUACAACUGCAAGAGCAUAUUGAAGCCUAUCAUUCCAGAUGAUCAAGAGGGCAACGUAGUAAACUAUUUUCCGUGUGUUUCUUUGGAUAGAUAUAAUCCGAAAAUAAAUUCCACCGAUAACCCUCAACGAAUAGGAUGUCAUGCUACACCCAGGGCAAGAGUGUCCCUUAAAAGACUAAAUGUCAUCGGUGAUGUCUACUAUAACUGGACUGAUAUUCACGAACCAGGAACCAGUUUAAUGGUUUUUAAUGGAAAUGUACUAGACUUAUCUCGACUACGAUACUUGACACCAAACAUUCCUUUACCCAUUCAAAUUGCCCAAAUUGUGGGUCCAGGAAGCGCUUUUAUAGGAAGAGAUGCAACUUACUGGCUUAGCACAACAGCCGAUCGACUGAAACUUGGCAAGUGUCUAACCGAUAUUCUAAAAGUUGGCGUGGUAGACACUCGUUCGACCGGUUGCUUACUAAGUGAUAUUGUCCUAUACAUAUCACUUGCUGUCAUUCUUGGUGUCGUCUUCAUUCGAUUCUUUUUAGCACUAUUCUUUGGAUGGUUUAUUUCUUGGAACCUUGGAUCGAUCAGAGAAGAAACGGACGAAGAUAGAAAAAAAAGACAGAACCAGGUUCUUGAAUGGGAAAUGAAUAAUGUAGAAGAGAUGCAUUACCGUCGAACGAACAGUAUCGUCUUUCCGCGAGAUGAACCGGGAAUAGAUCCAUCUGCCAGUGAAUUAAGAAACAUACCGGAAGAAAUCACCAUGACCCCAUCGCUAGCACUACCCAAGAAUACCAAGCAUAGGUUUUUCCCCUCAAAGUCUCGUUUCACUCAACCACAGUCACCACGGUCCAUGUACUCUCCCAAUCACUCAAGAGCGUUUGGAUCCAUGUUAUUUGCAGAUGACCAUACAGUCGAGAUAGCUUCCCCUCAUAUCCCGUACACCUUGAGCACAAGGUUUUACAAAAACUUUGAACCUAGUUUGCCCACAGCCGAAUCUGCAGCAAAUAUUCAAGCUAAAAAGGAAUACAACUUCAAUUUUGAUUUGAUUCAUACGCUCAUGGUUGUCACUUGCUAUUCAGAAGGAGAAGAAGGCCUUCGUACCACAUUGGAUUCUUUGGCUAAUACAGAUUAUCCCUCUUCUCACAAAAUGUUAUUGGUUAUUUGUGAUGGUAUUAUCACUGGCUCUGGUAACUCAAAAUCGACACCUGACAUCGUCUUGACCAUGAUGAAAGACGAUCUUAUUCCAAAAGACAGAGUGAAACCUUACUCAUAUGUGGCUAUUUCCGAUGGUGUUAAAAGACACAACAAGGCAAAGGUCUAUGCUGGCUAUUAUAAAUACAAUACAGAUGAAGAUGGUCGAUUCCCUGUCAUUCCCGAAGACAAACAGCAACGUGUGCCUAUGGUUGUUGUAGUCAAAUGUGGAACUGAAAUGGAAGCAAGGGAGAAAAAGCCAGGAAACAGAGGCAAACGAGACAGUCAGGUUAUCUUGAUGAACACAAUGCAAAAGAUAUUUUAUGGAGAGAGAAUGUGUGAGCUGGAAUAUCAGCUUUGUAAAGCCAUCAUAAAAUUAACUGGCCUUCAUCCCGGACGGUUCGAGACUUGCUUAAUGGUUGAUGCAGACACAAAAGUGUAUCCAGACUCGUUAGCAAGAAUGAUUGCCUGUAUGUCAAGAGAUCCUUAUAUCAUGGGCCUAUGUGGAGAAACCAAGAUUGCAAACAAAAGUGAUAGCUGGGUAACAGCAAUUCAAGUAUUUGAAUAUUAUAUCUCGCAUCAUAUGAGCAAAGCAUUUGAAUCCGUCUUUGGUGGUGUUACUUGCUUACCUGGCUGCUUCUGUAUGUACCGUAUUGUUGCAAGAAAAGGAGAUCGUAUUGUUCCUAUCUUUUGUUCCUCUGACAUCGUUGAGAUGUACUGCGAAAAUGUGGUUGAUACACUUCACAAAAAGAAUCUUCUGUUGUUAGGUGAAGAUCGAUUUUUAACUACUCUUAUGCUUCGAACAUUCCCAAAGAGAAAGAUGAUGUUUGUACCUCAAGCUAUUUGUAAAACAGUUGUACCCGACACAUUCCGUGUUCUUUUAUCACAAAGAAGACGAUGGAUUAACUCUACAGUUCACAACCUCUUGGAACUUUUGCUUAUCAGAGAUCUCUGCGGUACCUUUUGUUUCUCGAUGCAGUUUGUCGUGUUUAUGGAACUUGUUGGCACAGUUGUGCUUCCAGCUGCUAUCUUGUUUACCAUAUACCUCGUUGUCAUUUCGUUCUUUGUUAGACCAGUGCCUAUCAUUCCCUUGAUGUUAUUGGCAGCUGUCUUGGGCCUACCAGCUAUCUUGAUCUCACUCACUACUCGCAAGAUGAUUUAUAUAGGCUGGAUGUGCGUCUAUUUACUUUCGUUACCUUUAUGGAACUUUGUAUUACCAGCCUAUGCUUACUGGCAUUUUGAUGACUUUUCUUGGGGACAGACCCGUCUUGUGGAAGGCGGUGAAAACAAGGAAGAUCAUGGUAAACGUGAGGGUGAAUUUGAUAGUUCUGGUAUCGUAAUGAAGCGAUUUGAUGAGUGGCAUAGAUACGAAAUGAAUAUAGUCAAGGAAAAGCACACAUCUUCAUCAACUAGAAACUAUUCCAACGUCUAUUAUGGACAUUAG